Molecule: messenger RNA, 2487 nt
Organism: Marchantia polymorpha subsp. ruderalis
Lineage: Eukaryota; Viridiplantae; Streptophyta; Marchantiopsida; Marchantiales; Marchantiaceae
Source: the annotation of a GenBank genome assembly
GAGCUCAGUGAGGGAGGGAGGAUGCAGCUGCUGCUCAUGCAUGCGGAGGGCACUACUGGUCUGCGUCGUAAUAAUGGAGCUAAAGGUCAAAACACGCCGUCGAAUUCUCUCCCAGUUCUCUCUCUCCGGUUCCCUAGCCACCGAGAUGGGUAUUCACCGUGCCAUGACCCUCUGAAUACACUCCGAAGAGGUCCGCGAUCAGUGAUUGGGUCAGUGAUUGGCGAGCGAUAUACUAAAAAGUAGUACUGCUCGUAGAGAGAGAGGCGAGCGGGCGUGCGGGAUUGUGCGCAGGCUGCGGAGUUUUGAAUUUUUCCAGCUUUUAAGCCAAACUGCGACUCAUCGUUCUCAGAUUCAGUCUCAGCGUCAGUUCUCAGAUUCAGUCUCAGAUUGAGCCUCAGCGUCAGUUAUGGCACUACGAACGGCGAUAGUUUUCUCCGUACUGGUUGUAGCUGCACAUGCAAGACAAUGGCCGAGGCUGGAUGUAAAUUCGACAGUGGAUGAGGCAAGUAGAGGGCUCUUGUACACCAAGAGCUUCGACCCGAUGGAUGGUUGUGGGAUGGGCAAUCCCAUCGAUGAUUGCUGGAUGUGUGACAGGAACUGGGAAGCUCAUCGCGAGACACUGGCAGAUUGCGCAAUUGGCUAUGGGAAAAACACCAUCGGAGGUCGGAACGGUGCUAUCUACGUGGUGACAGACUCGAGCGACGAUAGCCCAACUGAUCCUCGUCCGGGAACUCUUCGCUACGCUGUAAUCCAGAAUGAGGCUUUGUGGAUCAUUUUUGAGAAGGACAUGCAGAUAGAAUUGAAGAAUGAGUUGAUCAUGACAAGUUUCAAGACCAUCGAUGGUAGAGGUGCAAAUGUACACAUUACGCAGGGUUGCAUCACUAUCCAGAAGGUCGAGCAUGUGAUUAUUCAUGGAAUUCAUAUACAUGAUUGCAAGCCGACCGGACCUGCAGAGGUGCGAAGCUCUCGAUGGCAUGUCGGCAAGCGAGGCAAGACUGACGGUGAUGGCAUCGGCGUGAACGCUGCAACCAACAUUUGGAUCGACCACAAUUCCCUGUCCAGCUGCACCGACGGACUUCUCGAUGUAAUUCACGGUUCUGACCAGGUUUCCAUCACCAACAAUUACUUCAGCAACCACGACAAGGUCAUGCUCUUGGGAGCUCACGACAACGACUGGGAAGACAAGUCCAUGCAAGUCACCGUCGCCUUCAACUAUUUUGGGCCCGGUUUGAUUCAGCGCAUGCCGAGAUGCCGAUUGGGUACUUUCCACGUCUUCAACAAUUACUACAAGAGCUGGGACAUGUAUGCCAUCGGUGGCAGUGCGGCACCAACAAUUAGCAGCGAGAGCAAUCACUUUGAAGCAGGAGACAAGAAAUGUGUGACGAAGCACAUUGAUAACGACGGUGGCAACUGGAGGUCCGUGGGUGAUCUGUUCAUCAAUGGUGCAUGGUUCGAGCCCGCAGGAGCCAGCGCUUACUCGUCUCUGUACGCCAAGACGAAGAGUUUCAAUGCACUUCCUGCUUCUCAAGUGCCACGUUUGACUUCGAACGCUGGACCCACCAGUUGAAAGAUCGCUCGGUUACUACAGAGCUCAAUUUCAAUCGCUCGUACCAUCAAAGAGACAGUGUUUCUUUUUAGUGUUCUUUAGCGCCUCGCCCCUCUCGAGGCAAAUCGAAGUUUUCUCUCGUGUUUAUAGACUGUAAAUAUCGUUUUGAUGGUUUUCACACAUCCGAGCUGAUUCUGCAAAAGACGGCCGAUGAUAGCCAGCCAUCGCUAGUCGUGAACCCUACUUCUCUAGUUCUCUCUAGAUUCACCUUAAGUUUCUUGGCAACCUGGCAGUCAAGUCCACGUUAUAGCUUAUUGUGGACCUGCUCACGAGUUGAUUGUGGGAUCUUCCAUGUUCCACAAGUCUGCAACCUGGCGUCCUGCAAACCUCUUCGAGAGGUGGGACGCACAAGAGUUGGAUCUAUGUACAAGAGUGAAUAGCACCCAACUGUGACAGAGUGGGUUCUUCCGUAAGCUGUAGAUGUCGCACACCUGAGCUGUGCUCUUGGAAAUACGGCCGAGUGCGGCUUGCUUUCGCCCCCAGAAUGUCACCAUACUCAGUCGAGACCACCAUGGAGCAUUCGAUUCCUACCAAAGUGGAAUCUUAGAUGUCCAAUCUGCAACCUGGCACACCAUCGUCCUGUUAGCGAAUUCAACCUUCCUUCUCUUUUUUUUGAGUUAGCUGCGGGAGUAGAUGAUGGCACAAGAGUUGUCGGAGUAGACUUGAGUGAUGUAAGUCAAUCACAGACACUUCUUGCACCCUUUCUCAACACUGUGCCACAACUGGCACAGUGUUCACUUUGUCAACCGUUCUUGGAUCGUUUACUUGUCCUUCAUUCCCUGUGCAUCCACGUUCUCUUGGCGUACCCACAGAUGUGAAUCAAGAUCUGACCUUUCUCUAAUAAAUUGUAAUAAGUGUUGACCUUGAAAUCGUAACUCCCU